Molecule: messenger RNA, 459 nt
Organism: Leptomonas pyrrhocoris
Lineage: Eukaryota; Euglenozoa; Kinetoplastea; Trypanosomatida; Trypanosomatidae
Exons: 1
Coding region: 115-459 (114 amino acids)
Source: RefSeq, a predicted model, not a curated record
GUUGCCGUUCAUCGCGUCGGGGCAUCCAACGUGGUUUGUUCUCCCCUCUCGUAUGUUUGCGGUUGUUUUGUUUUCUUUAGAAAAACGAAAACCGGAAAGCUCUCUUUUACCAACAUGCAGCCUCCUCAGACUCCUAUGACUCCGUACGAGGAGCAUCUCACCCAGUCGUACCAGAUGCUGAACGAGCUGCGCUUUCAGUCUGCCCUGAUGUAUCGGAACACCAGCUUCUGCUUCGACCGCUGCCUUGACACGGAGGAGCUGUACACACUGCGGCGCACCACACAGGCGCCGAUCCGUUACCGCUUGCAGAUGGAUCUGGAGGAAAAGCAGUGUGUGCAGCACUGUGGUGCCAAGUGGGAGCCGCUGCUCCAGCAGAUAGUAAUGGACUCAAACGAGCACGCCAUCCAAGACGUCCAGACAAAGGCGUACCUCAAAAUGAUGCAAAUGAUGCAGCAGUGA